AAGUUGGGCAAACAUGUUAUCACGUCGCGGCUUGUAUGAUGUGGAGCAAUCAUUUCGUCGUUAUGCAAAGUCGCCAGUGACAUUGUGUAAUCUGGGCGUUGGAGCCACAUUUGGCGAAUCGAUAUUACACGAUUUACCACGCGACAGUACUGUGGUCACAAAAACCACCUGUGAACUGUUACGAGUCGAACAACAGGAUUUUCGUUUGAUUUGGGAGAAAAACAAGGAAUUGAUGAAUGAUAUUAUCACCAGUUGUAAAUUUAAAAAUGGUUUUGGUCCCAACACACAACAACAGCAGCAACAACAACAGAGCAAUUCAUCACCCACUAAGCGGCCACUAAGUCCAGAUCAUCCCAAUCCGGCAUUACCAAUAACAGAGUCUCCUAGUCCUGCUAUGAAUCGUAUGGGAUGGGCAUUGCGAACACUAUUGGUUGCUGAUAAUUCAAGCUGUUUAAAGGAUAGAAAAGUUUCCGGCAAACUUAUACGCAAAUGUGCCCCGGGUACUGAAUUCGUUGAUUGGUUGGUGAAUUUAUCGUCCAUUGUUCAUACCAGAGCCCAAGCGGCUGGUAUGUGGCAGGCAUUGUUGGAGGAAGGUGUUUUAUCGCAUGCUUUGGGGGAGAAAUUGUUCUCCCAACUGCAGCGUUUAUGCGUUACCUCAUUUAAUUGGAUGCUGGAUUAUUUACUUUUUUGUUUUUUCCCACUCCCCUCUAAUUUCAAAUGUGUUCCUUUAUUUUUUUCUUUUCAUGCGAUAAACACCCGGCCUCGCUCCCAAUGGCAAAAUUUCAUCGACAUUCAUUCAUCCGCCAAUCCAUCCAUCUAUCUAUCCAACUUCAACUGCUCGCUCGCUCGCCCGCCCACAAUAGUAUUCAGCCAAGGUGACGAGGGACGCUCCUGGUAUAUCAUCCUGAAAGGAUCUGUGGAUGUGGUGAUACAUGGCAAAGGUACUGUGGCCACCCUUAAAAGCGGCGAUGAUUUUGGUAAACUGGCUUUGAUUAACGACGCACCCAGAGCUGCUACCAUAGUUUUAAAGGAGAACAAUUGCCAUCUGUUGCGCGUGGAUAAGGAGCACUUUAAUCGCAUCUUACGUGACGUCGAGGCAAAUACUUUAAGACUCCAGGAACAUGGCAAGGAUGUUUUAGUAUUGGAACGUGUGGCAAAACAACGGGGACAACAUUCAGCAUUCAAAUACACUGUCAUGUCGGGUACACCAUCAAAAAUGUUGGAACAUUUAUUAGAGACACGCUUGGGUGGACAAAUUAGUGGCGUCGAUCCAUUCUUGGAUGAUUUCCUGUUAACACACAUCGUUUUUAUGCCAGUGGUCCAGCUGGUGGAUGAAUUGGCUAAUUAUUUUCAUUGUGAUUCGCAUGAUGGAUCGCAUACACCCGAGGAACGGGACUAUAUUAUUAAUUUCAAGAAACGCGUCAUACAAUUCAUGCAAAAAUGGGUGAUGGCAGUGCGGCAUGCUGCAUUCGAUGAGCCCAGUGUCUGUGAUUUUAUUGAAGAUCUAGCCGCCGAAGUGGAAGCGGAUCCCGAACUGCAGGAAGAGACCAGUAUUAUACACAACAUUCUAACGCAAAUGGCACGCUAUCAGGAUGAUCGAAAUCAAAAUGCUGGCCAAAAGUGGAAACUGCCGCCAAAUGGUCAGCCCAUCUGUUUGUUUAGUGGUAACAUAACACCAUCGAAGACCGUGAUACGACCGGAUGACGACAUAAUUUUUCGGGUAUACUGUGCCGACCACACCUACUGCACACUGCGUUUCCCAUUGCACACAACUGCGGAAAUAAUUAAAGCCUGUGCUGCGGACAAAUUGCAAUUGAAUCGUGGCCCCGAGGAUUUAUGCCUGGUCGAAGUGAAAUCGAAUGGCGAACGUUCCGUGUUCAAGGAUAACGAUGUCAGUAUACCCACUGGUUUAAGCUUAAAUGGACGGCUCUUUGUCUCUGUUAAGGAUCACAUAGAUGGCCUGACUCCUUUGCCCGAACAGGAGGGACCCACCGAAGGCAUCGACAUGGACUUGGAAAUGCUCAGCACCAAAGAGCUGGCCUAUCACAUUACCAUAUUCGAUUGGGAUCUCUUUUGGGCCGUACAUGAAUAUGAGCUGCUCUAUCACACUUUUGGACGUCAUCAUUUUGGCAAGAUCACCGCUAAUUUGGAUGUCUUCCUGAGACGUUUCAACGAACUGCAAUAUUGGAUUGUCACCGAAAUGGUAUCCACCUCAAGCAUGAGUAAACGUGUCGGUUUACUUAGAAAAUUCAUUAAAUUGGCCGCCUAUUGCAAAGAAUAUCAAAAUUUAAAUGCAUUCUUUGCCAUUGUUAUGGGCCUAUCGAAUAUGGCCGUGUCACGGCUGCAACAGACCUGGGAGAAAAUCCCUUCGAAAUUUCGUAAACUUUAUCAAGAAUUUGAGGCUUUAAUUGAUCCUAGUCGUAAUCAUCGGGCGUAUCGGGUAUUUGUUGGAAAGCUACAACCGCCACUAAUACCCUUUAUGCCGCUACUGCUCAAGGAUAUGACAUUUGCUCAUGAGGGUAAUAAGACGAGCAUUGAUGGUCUGGUGAAUUUCGAAAAGAUGCAUAUGAUGGCUCAAACGAUGAGGACGCUAAGAUUUUGCCGAUCAAGGAGUUUGGGUUUGGAUCCCCCCUCACCCAAGAGUGAAGGUGAGGUCCGCUCCUUUAUUAGCUGUCUGCGUGUAAUUGACAAUCAACGAGUCCUUACGGCAAUGUCCCAGAAAAUCGAACCAAGUCGUAAAAUCUAA
Molecule: messenger RNA, 2746 nt
Organism: Musca vetustissima
Lineage: Eukaryota; Metazoa; Arthropoda; Insecta; Diptera; Muscidae
Gene: Epac
Product: rap guanine nucleotide exchange factor 4
Exons: 15
Coding region: 14-2746 (910 amino acids)
Biological process (GO): positive regulation of GTPase activity; Ras protein signal transduction
Cellular component (GO): plasma membrane
Molecular function (GO): guanyl-nucleotide exchange factor activity
Source: RefSeq, a predicted model, not a curated record